Messenger RNA from Miniopterus natalensis, 2265 nucleotides. RefSeq names its product chaperonin containing TCP1 subunit 5 (gene CCT5). The record is from RefSeq and is a predicted model, not a curated record. Lineage: Eukaryota; Metazoa; Chordata; Mammalia; Chiroptera; Miniopteridae. Gene Ontology annotation, molecular function: ATP-dependent protein folding chaperone; ATP hydrolysis activity; ATP binding. Gene Ontology annotation, biological process: protein folding.
AAAACCCGGAAGUGGAUUCUACCAUCUUCUUGGAGUCGGGGUAGGAAAAAGGCACAAAAAACUCCGAGUUCCUAGUUGGGAUGCUAUCCAGAAACACGAUAUUGUAUAACUUCACGAAAUGACUAAAUUCUCUCUAUUCUUGGCUUGUGGGUUCUAAAGUUUCCGUCUGUGACUUCGAAGCCCCCCCCACAGCUCCCUAGAUGAUAGAAGUUUCCGAAGACCGCCGAUUCCAGAAAGUACUGUCGGCGUUAAACUAGUCUCAAGUGAAAAAUAAGUCUCACGCGGGUUGUGCUGCGCAUGCGCGAGCUGUUGACUCCUCCCACGAGCGGAAGGUGCGCGCUCGGUUGUUCCGGAGUGGUCUCCGCCGGUUGCGGGAGAAUAACCACUGCUGCUGCACUAUGGCGUCUGUAGGGACUCUCGCCUUCGAUGAAUAUGGGCGCCCUUUCCUCAUCAUCAAGGAUCAGGACCGCAAGACUCGUCUUAUGGGACUGGAGGCUCUCAAGUCUCACAUAAUGGCAGCAAAAGCUGUAGCAAAUACAAUGAGAACAUCACUUGGACCAAAUGGACUUGAUAAAAUGAUGGUUGAUAAGGAUGGUGAUGUGACUGUAACUAAUGAUGGUGCCACCAUUUUGAGCAUGAUGGAUGUUGAUCAUCAGAUUGCCAAGUUGAUGGUUGAACUAGCCAAAUCACAGGAUGAUGAAAUUGGAGAUGGAACCACAGGAGUGGUUGUCCUGGCUGGGGCCUUGUUGGAAGAAGCCGAGCAGCUGCUGGAUCGUGGCAUUCACCCGAUCAGGAUCGCCGACGGCUAUGAGCAAGCCGCCCGCAUUGCUAUCGAGUUCCUGGACAAGAUCAGCGAUAGUGUCCUUGUUGACGUAAAGGACACUGAGCCCCUGAUUCAGACUGCUAAAACCACGCUGGGCUCCAAAGUGGUUAACAGCUGUCACCGACAAAUGGCUGAGAUUGCUGUGAAUGCUGUUCUCACUGUGGCCGAUAUGCAGCGCAGAGACGUUGACUUUGAGCUCAUCAAAGUAGAAGGCAAAGUGGGUGGGAGGUUGGAGGACACUAAACUUAUUAAGGGCGUGAUUGUGGACAAGGAUUUCAGUCACCCACAGAUGCCAAAAGAAGUAGAAAAUGCCAAGAUUGCAAUUCUCACAUGUCCAUUUGAACCACCGAAACCAAAGACAAAGCAUAAGCUGGACGUCACCUCUGUAGAAGACUAUAAAGCCCUUCAGAAAUACGAGAAGGAGAAGUUUGAAGAGAUGAUUCAGCAAAUUAAAGAAACUGGAGCUAACCUAGCUAUUUGCCAGUGGGGCUUUGAUGAUGAAGCAAAUCAUUUACUACUUCAGAACAACUUGCCUGCAGUUCGUUGGGUAGGAGGACCUGAAAUCGAGUUGAUUGCCAUUGCGACAGGAGGGCGGAUCGUCCCGCGCUUCUCAGAGCUCACAGCUAAGAAGCUCGGCUUUGCUGGGAUUGUAAAAGAGAUCUCAUUUGGGACAACUAAAGACAAGAUGCUGGUCAUCGAGCAGUGUAAGAACUCCAGAGCUGUAACCAUUUUCAUCAGAGGAGGAAAUAAGAUGAUCAUCGAGGAAGCAAAACGAUCCCUUCACGAUGCUUUGUGUGUCAUCCGGAACCUCAUCCGUGAUAAUCGUGUGGUGUAUGGUGGAGGUGCUGCUGAAAUUGCUUGUGCUUUGGCAGUUAGCCAAGCAGCAGAUAAGUGCCCAACCUUGGAGCAGUAUGCCAUGCGAGCAUUUGCCGAUGCCCUGGAGGUCAUCCCCAUGGCCCUUGCCGAGAACAGUGGCAUGAAUCCCAUUCAGACGAUGUCCGAGGUCCGAGCCAGACAAGUGAAGGAAAUGAACCCUGCUCUUGGGAUUGACUGCAUGCACAAGGGUACAAAUGAUAUGAAGCAACAACAUGUCAUAGAAACCUUGAUUGGCAAAAAGCAACAAAUCUCUCUUGCAACACAGAUGGUUAGAAUGAUUUUGAAGAUUGAUGAUAUCCGUAAGCCUGGAGAAUCUGAAGAAUAAAGAAAAAAUUUAGAGUAAAAUGUAGUAGUAAGAACCACUAUUGUGAUUAAAUAAAAGGGUGUCUUAUGAUACAUCUACAGUUAUUUAUUAUUAUGUUCUUUUUCAGACACUAUAGAUGCUAUAAUAAAAAUAGUUGUUUGGUAACCAUAGUUUCACUUGUUCAAAGACAUAAAAUUGCAGUAGGAACAAUGUCUCACAAGCUUUUGUAUUCAUUAUAUUAAAGAGAUCUCUUUAAAAACCA